Messenger RNA from Morone saxatilis (striped sea-bass), 2267 nucleotides. It is a transcript of the gene cpox, whose product is annotated as coproporphyrinogen oxidase. NCBI's taxonomy places the organism in Eukaryota, Metazoa, Chordata, Actinopteri, Moronidae. Gene Ontology annotation, molecular function: coproporphyrinogen oxidase activity. The record is from RefSeq and is a predicted model, not a curated record. Gene Ontology annotation, cellular component: mitochondrial intermembrane space; cytoplasm. The coding region runs from base 1 to 1374 and encodes 457 amino acids. The transcript is spliced from 7 exons.
AUGGCCUCCAUUGUCUUUUGCUCUGUAAACAAAACGGCUCGAACCGCGGCGAGGCGAUGUUUGGGUUCUCAUUUAAAGGGGCUCGCUAGUGCAGGAGAGUCUUAUUCGCCGCUAUCCUCCACUCACAGCCGGUCGCUGACUUUGCUUCCGGGGACGAGAUGGUUUUCCAGGGGAUCCAGCGUGCGGUUCAUGUCCCAUGGGACCGCAGGCAGAUCCGGAGCCGGGCGAACCAGAAGGGGAGCCCUGGCGCUCGGUGGAGCCGCGGCGGUAGCGGCAGCAGCGGCGGUAGCGGGGCUUUUAGCCAACGCUAACCACUUCCAGCGUGCCGAAAUGGCAACGAAAAUAUCCCAAGCCGUCGAGAAGGAAGAGGAAGAGCGGGAUAUCUUGGAGAGAUGCCGGGGGUUCAUGUCUGCUCCGGUGACCGACAUCGGUGUGCUGCAGGAGAGGAAAGGGGAGAUGAGUACGAGGAUGGAGAUGUUGAUCAUGGAGACGCAGGCCGAGUUCUGCAAAGCCCUUCAGCAGGCGGACGGUGGGACGUUCAAGGUGGACCAGUGGCAGAGGAAGGAAGGUGGCGGAGGGAUCAGCUGUGUGAUGCAAGACGGGAAGGUGUUUGAGAAGGCAGGGGUCAAUGUGUCAGUGGUGUCCGGAUACCUGACCGAGGAGGCCGCCAAGCAGAUGAAGAGCAGAGGGAAGGUCCUCAAAGGGAAAGAUGGUAAGCUGCCAUUUUGUGCCAUGGGUGUGAGCUCUGUUAUCCACCCCAAGAACCCCCACAUCCCCACAGUGCACUUCAACUACAGAUACUUUGAGAUCGAAGAGGAAGAUGGCUCUAAGCAGUGGUGGUUUGGCGGAGGCACAGACCUGACUCCAGUUUAUAUUAAUAAAGAAGAUGCCUUUCACUUCCACAACACCCUGAAGGAGGCCUGCGACAAGCACCACCCGCAGUACUACCCCGACUUCAAGAAAUGGUGUGAUAGAUACUUCUACAUCCGCCACAGAGGAGAGACUCGGGGUAUAGGCGGGAUCUUCUUCGACGACCUGGACUCCCCGAGCCAGGAGGAGGUUUUCAACUUCGUCAAGAGCUGCGCCCGCACUGUGGUGCCGUGUUACCUGCCCAUCGUAUAUAAACACCUGAACGACUCCUUUACCGAUGAGGAGAAGGACUGGCAGCAGGUACGACGAGGAAGAUAUGUGGAGUUCAACCUGGUGUAUGACAGGGGAGUGAAGUUCGGCUUGGCCACGCCUGGCUCCAGAAUUGAGAGCAUUCUCAUGUCCCUCCCCCUCACUGCCAAGUGGGAGUACAUGCACGAGCCUGCCAAAGGUACCCAGGAGGCCGAAAUGCUGGAGGUAUUAAGAAACCCCAAGGAGUGGGUGUGACCGGUGUUUACAGGUUUAUAUGUCGAUAUGGACAAAAUAUCCAGGAAUUCGUCUUUGUUGUAUUUUACAAUGCUGUGACCUGUUUGAUUAGAUCAUCAGCAGUUAACACUGUCUUUACCAAAAUAAUAUGAAGUGGCAAUACUUCUCUGAAGAGGUUUUUAAUCUGCCUUGGUAAUUUUGCUACGUUUUGUCAAAUCCACUUUCAUAGCACUUAAUCGCACUGGGGAUCGCAUUACUACUCAGAAUAAGACAUUGUGUUUUUAAACUUGGGCUUUGUGCUAUUGCUUACUACCUGGAAAGGUAAAGGGAGACCAAAUAGUGUAAUAUUACAGGUGGCCAUUGUACCAGCUUUUAGGUCAUCUCACACCGAUGAUGUGCUCACUUUAAGAAGUGUUUGUGUCAAACACUAGCUGUGUUUUUUUUUUUUUUUCUGUGCCUGAGCUAAAUGUGGCUUGCUCUACUUGAAGUUGUCACAGCUUUAGUCUCCUCUGCUCUUCUUUAACAAAGCACUGAAAGGGAAAAUAGGGACAAGCUGAGCCACUGUAUGUGUGGUAUGCCACCACUAUCAGAUGUUAAUAAAUCUGUUUGGUUUUUUGUAUGUUUCAGUGCAUCUGCUGCCAACAAAGGGUUAUUUUUGACUAUCAAAGCUCAAUAAUAAUAAUAAUGGACUGACCUCUCUUGAGCCCUGUUUAUGUUGUGGUUGGUUAAUGAGUCACUUACCGGUUUGUUUGAACAGCAGGAACAAUACAGGGAUUUUGGAUUAUGUUUCACAGAGAGGAUAAAUAUGAAUUACAGGCCAGGUGGCUCAUUGAAGGAAGAAGUGUUUGUAAAUCAAAAUGCCAUUUGGAAUGUAAAAAUAAUAUAUAGCUAACAAUUGUAAUAAAUUGUUCCAA